CGAAUUAGUAUAUUUUAGCGCAAACUUGAUUUUUUUUAAAACAUGUGCACAAAUAAAUCGUUAUUUUUAUUUAUAAAAUUUUGUUUAGUUAACAUUUUAAUUUGUGAAUGCACUCUAGUAAAAAGAGAGAAAAAAGAAAAGGAUACAUGCAGUAAAGAUUCUUGCAAGAGUAUAUCUUCAUUGAAAGGACCAUCUGUUGAUAGUGUUCAAGCUCUCAAUCUUAUUACUAUUAAUGUCAAAUACAAUGAUAUCAUUAAAUACUAUGAAGCAUAUUAUAAUGUUGUAACACAAAGAGUUUUUGAUGGUGAUGUUCUUGGUUAUGUGACUCCAUGGAACAGUCAUGGCUACGAUGUAGCAAAAAUUUUUCCAAAGUUCACUCACAUAUCUCCUGUUUGGUUGCAAAUCAGAACUUCUUCUCCUGGUAAAUAUUUUAUUACAGGGGCACAUGAUAUAGAUAAUAAUUGGAUUAAAGAUGUAAAAAGAUUAAGUGGAGGUCUUUCAAAAGUAUUACCAAGAAUGUUGUUUGAAGAGUGGUCUGUCUCAGAUCUUCAAGCUUUGUUUAGCAAAGAAGAAAAUCUUCAUUUGCUUGUUACAAAAAUUGUUGACUUUAUUGAGCUUCAUGACUUGGAUGGAAUUGUGCUGGAAAUAUGGAGCCAAUUUGCUCACUAUAAAAAUUUAGUCAUUGGUAUUAUAAAAGAACUCAGUGAGGCCAUGAUGAUGCGGCAACAAAAGCUAAUACUUGUCAUUCCCCCACCAAUGGCUGCUAUAGACACGCCUGGGAUGUUCACUAAAGAAGACUUUGACAUGAUUGCACCCAUGGUUGAUAGUUUUAGUAUGAUGACAUAUGACUACCCUAACUAUGGAAAGCCCGGUUCUGUUUCACCAUAUGACUGGAUUGAAAAAUGCGUGAAAACCUUAGUUCCAAUUAAAAACAGUUCACGCAAAAAGAUAUUAAUUGGUCUGAACUUUUAUGGAUACUUGUAUAAAGAAAAUAGUGGUGCCAUGCCUAUUGUUGGAAAUGCGUACAUAGAUAUAUUGAAAGCUGAAAAACCAAAGUUAAAAUGGAUAGAUGAAUCCAAAGAUCAUAAAAUUGAAUUCAGAGAAAAGUCAGGGAGAAAAUUGAAAACAACAGUGUUUUAUCCAACAUUGCAGUCGAUUUCAACACGCUUAGAUCUUGCAAGAGAGCUUGGUACUGGUGUUUCAAUAUGGGAAAUUGGCCAAGGACUUGAUUACUUUUAUGAUCUUUUAUAAAAUG
Hydra vulgaris (swiftwater hydra) is the source of this 1255-nucleotide messenger RNA. RefSeq names its product chitinase domain-containing protein 1. The record is from RefSeq and is a predicted model, not a curated record. NCBI's taxonomy places the organism in Eukaryota, Metazoa, Cnidaria, Hydrozoa, Anthoathecata, Hydridae. Gene Ontology annotation, biological process: carbohydrate metabolic process. Gene Ontology annotation, cellular component: endomembrane system. Gene Ontology annotation, molecular function: oligosaccharide binding; chitin binding.